Molecule: messenger RNA, 924 nt
Organism: Penicillium argentinense
Lineage: Eukaryota; Fungi; Ascomycota; Eurotiomycetes; Eurotiales; Aspergillaceae
Product: ELYS family protein
Exons: 3
Coding region: 1-924 (307 amino acids)
Source: RefSeq, a predicted model, not a curated record
AUGGCGCAGUGGGAAGAAUUCGAUGAUACUUUCAGCUUCAACAAUAAGUACUCCUACGACUCAAAGACGGUCGAGCAGAUUGUUGCCAAUCGCCGCGCACUCGAGGGACAGCUCUUCGCUGAUCGGCUUCUUGGGCUUCUUGGUAUUAGAGGAGUUACCAAGGUGUAUCCUCCCAAGUCAAAUGCAGACCUCCGAGCUCUUUUCGAUGACAUUGUCGCCUCCGAGUUCGAUAGUCACCACAAACAAGCCUUGAUUUACUAUCUUCUCAAGGACUGUCGCAAUGCGCUGGGCGCAGCGGCCGACUUUGCUCAGUCGUGCUAUCUCCCGGAGAAAUACCGUCUCUUUAUCGAGGGCCUAUGGCAUAUGGACCGUCUUGACUUCAGGAGUGCUAUUUCAUACCUCGCCGAACCCUCCUUGGUUCCUACCUUCCCCGACGAAAUCCUUUACGCCCUCACCCUGUCCCAACUUCCUAAGCAUGAUGACAAUAUUGCUAUCACAUAUUACCUGGCCGCAGCUCCUCCGUUGGCGACGGCAAAAGUUCAGCGCGCGUACUUCGAAACCCUCUGCCGAUCUUCUGUGACAGAGGCCUUCUACUUUACCCGCAAAUACGACGAAUAUCACCGUCACGCCUACUUCGAACAACUUCUCGAGUUCGUCUUGAGGACCCCUGCUGGCCAAAGCCGGAGCAGGCGUGCCAUGGAUCUUGUUGGACUCCCUCUGGACGAGGAUGAGGCUGUGUGGUUCGAAGAGACUUUGUUGCGUGGGAAGGCAAGCUCAUUGCCUGGGGCCAAAGAUACUGUGAUGAUGCGCCGUCUGGCCAUCGGACAAAUGGGAGGACUUGCGCCUGAGUUGGAGUCGAUGGGUGGCAAGAAGGUGGACGGCCUUAAUUGGGACGAUCUACGGGAAGGCAUGCGAGGAGUCUGA